This is a messenger RNA of Thunnus maccoyii (southern bluefin tuna), 4751 nucleotides long. It is a transcript of the gene fam222aa, whose product is annotated as family with sequence similarity 222 member A. The transcript has 4 exons. Bases 1070 to 2641 code for a protein of 523 amino acids. Lineage: Eukaryota; Metazoa; Chordata; Actinopteri; Scombriformes; Scombridae. The record is from RefSeq and is a predicted model, not a curated record.
ACAAGGGCAGGACCGCAUCCCGGAGCUGCCUGAAGCAGCUAGCUCUUUAAUCAGACUUAACCAUUAGUUAUUUGGUUAAUACACCAAAGAGAGCGUCUCGGAGUGUUGCUAUCGAGGUUACUGGACAGCCUCAGCUGGAAAUCUGAGUCUAAAUCGGGAGGCGAGACAUCUCAGAGAGGCUGCCGACACCGCGGAGAAAGUGACGGACGGAGCAGAGGCUGAUCACCGGGAUUUUACAUCGCAUCGCACCAGUUUAGGAUAUUCCAGGCAGCUGCUUUGGCCCAGCCUUGAUUUCUUUCAGGGUACCUUCACACAAUAUUGCCUAGAUAAUAUUACAUAAAUAAUAUUUGCUUGAUAUAUUUCACAUAAGGUCGUGUUUGAGCAGGCGGACCACUUUAAACCCAUGCGUAACAGCGGUGGAUUUGGGAAUACUGCGUAGCAGUUCAACCAUCCAGUCAUCCGAUUAACAGUUUGGUAAUUUGGAGGUAUCUACAAGCGAGAGGAAGAGCAACCAGGACCCUUUACUUUGUUCCGGAGGCUAAACCUUAAAAACCCGAAGCGCACUCGGUGCGCAAUUCUUCCGAGGACGCUCCUGAAAUUGCCGACCUGCGCUUUUGCCCUCGACAAAAAUUGGCAGCCGAGUCGAGAAAAAAGGCAAAGCUUAUUAACUUUGCAUGCUAGAGGCUAGAGUGUGGAAUCUAAUUCGCAGGGUUACCGGUGUAUUUGCAUACCAUCGGAAGAGGAGGAUAAACUUAAUCAACAUUUGACAUCGACAAAGCGGCUGCUGGAUUUUGGAGAACAGAAUGAAUCCUUUUUAAUUUGGACCACAGAAGUAUGAGGCAGAUUGCUCAGUGAAUGCUACAAUCUGCAUGGAGUUCUAGUCUGCACUACGGAGCAAUUUAUGGACGGUUUCAUAGACAGGAGACGCGGUUGAAUGGCUGUGUGGAUGUGCUGUUUGAAGCUGCAGAGUGACUGGCCUGGACUGUGCUCUGAACCCAUGUCAACCGUGCUGCCCCAGUGCAGGUUGGCCGCAGAACUCCCCCGGCUGUAGUACUGUGCCCACCUCGCCAUGCUGGCCUGUCUGCAGAGGAGGCAAAACCCUCCACCCCAGCACCCAGUGUGUGCCAGCAAGACCCUGGAGCCACCGCAAGCCCUUGGAAGGAAAUGUGAGCUGGUGGUGCCUACACACUCCCCCCGCUACCCCACUGCGGCAGAACUUGAUGCCUACGCUCAGAAGACGGCCAACAGCCCUCUUUCCAUCAAGAUCUUCCCCACUAACAUCAGGGUUCCCCAGCACAAGCACCUUAACCGGACUGUGAAUGGAUAUGACACCACAGGACAGCGCUAUAGCCCCUAUCCACAUCUCCAUACAGGGGGCUACCAGGGCCUGCUCGCCAUCGUCAAGGCCUCUUCCUCAUCGUCGUCAUCAUCAACCUCCACCUUUCUCCCUUCAAAAGGUGUUCUCAAGAACUCAGAAGGCAGACGGACUAAGCUCUCUCCUGCCCACAUAGCUGUUGCCCCAUACCCGCCCCCUAGUAGUAGCACUUUAGCCAGUGGCCACGGCCAAAUGGUAUACCACACUGGGCCCUCAAAGCCUCCAGAAGGCCCCGGGCUGUCGGUUCCCCCUAACGUCACUGUAGCUGGCUCAGUGAUUCCUGUAACAGGGGGCCGAGGCCUGGCCCUGCCCGCACAGUCCAACCUCCCCUCCAUCCAGAGUAUCAUUUAUCAGAUCAACCAGCAUUGCCAGGCCCAGGCUCUGCAGCAGGUGUGUCAGGGAGCUGCAACUGCACCAACAAAUUCCAGCCCCUCCAAGCAGGGCACAAUUGUCAUGGGGGUCUCUUCUAGCUCCUCAGGUGGAGGCUACGUGGUAGGAAUGGGUCCCCAGGCUAACAUGGUAUACACAGGCCCUGGGCUGCCGGCUCAAAAUGCAGAGGCAAUGAAGACUGGGGUGUACGCAGACGGUAUGGACUACAUCCUCUGGCAGAAACAGCAACAACAACAACAACAACAACAACAGCAGCAGCAGCAACAGGCUGUGCUCCGCAUGUACAGCGGAGGCAGCGGAGGAGGGGGCGCCAUCAGCAAGUCCCCUGAAACAUGUGUUCCAGGGGGAGGGAUUAUGGCUGCACAAGUCUCCUCCUCUUCCUCCAGACCUUACCACCUGACAGCGAGUGCCAGCGGAGGAGGCGGGAUGGACAAAGUCAGCUCUUCCCCUUUGAACUGUGUGGGUAUGCAUGGAAAUUUCUCAGUGGGUCAAUACUUUGCCCCGCCGUGGAACAGUGUGCUGGUGACACCUGACAGUGACUGCUACAACCCCCAGGAGCUUUUGGGCACCUCUACAGGGGGGCCGGUCACAGGGCACAGAGAAAUGGGCUACCCCCACCACCAUCACCACUAUCACCACCACCAUCAUCACCCUGCUAUAGACAGCGGGGGAGGUUUGUGCUGCAGCCUGCCCAGCAAGAGCUUGUGCAACACGUCUGUGCUGAGCAGCAGCUUGCAGUCUCUGGAGUACCUGAUCAACGACAUCCACCCACCCUGCAUCAAGGAGCAGAUGCUUGGCAAAGGCUACGAGACUGUGUCUGUGCCACGUCUGUUAGACCACCAGCAUGCACACAUCCGCCUCCCUGUUUACAGAUAGAGGGGGAAGAAGAGGAGGAAAAGAAUCAAGUUGUGAAUUUGUGAAGAAAAUCAAAGUUAAAGAACAGAGAUGGGUUUUUUUGGGGGGGUUGGGGGGGGGGGGGGAUACAGAAUUGUUGAGAGUGGCACUGCUUUAACCAGUGUGGGAGCUUAGAGAAGAGCAGUUGUUGUGCUGUGUGACCCUAGGUUUGGUGGUUUCAAGGCAGGCUGUGUGAAUCCCAAAUAUAUGACAGGUGGUGGUGAUUGCCAGUGGGAGAGAAAAGGGAUUUCAAGAUUCUCCAGAUGUUCCAUUGUGUGGUUUGCCAAUAGGAAUUUUGGAUUGAUUUAUUUGUCCUUCUGUUUUUUUUUUUUCUGUUGUUGUUGUUGUUUUACUUGCCUGAACUUUUGUGAUGAGAAUCAUAGCUUGACAUGAAGUGCAUACGCCACUCAUAUCCCCCUUACAAAUACUAAGGAUGAAGCUACUGUGUAGGUUGUCACUGAAACGGUCUUAAAAUGGCCAAAGUUUAGGGCUGCUCACAAAAUCCAAAACUCUGAAACAGUACGCAGACACACACACACACACACACACAGACGGAUGAUCACACACAGAUACACAAAUGUACUGAUACAUGAGAAGAAUAAAAUUAUAGGCAGUACUCGGGUGUUAUGUACAAGGAUCAUAAGGUUGAAUUAAAAGGAUAGUACAAUAUUAGUUAUUAUUGCUGUUAUAAUUGAUACAUAAAUUGCACUGCUUGAAUCUUGUUAACUUUGAAGUUUGGAAUUGGGUAGUUUGGAUAUGAUAUAUUUAAGAAACUUGAAAAACUUGAACCUAUUUUUUGUUGUUUUAUAUAUUUGUAGGUAUAUUAUAUGCAUUGGCUGCUAUGGGGAAAAGUGUCUCGAAAUGCUUUUUUUUUUUUUUUUUGUUUGUUUUUUUUUUCUUGCUUUUUUUCCACUUUGGUUUUUAUGAUUUAAUUAUUAUUCCUCCUCAAGCUAAUGUGCAGUUUCUUAUGUCCUGGUGUGAGGCAUAGUCGCUGCUUUGGUUCUGUAAGAACCUGUCUGAGAGCUCUUUUUCCUAACCAACACUGGAAUCUACAAUAAAUCUUGAAAUACUUAUUUAAAAAGAAAAUGUCACAAAAAAUACAAGAAAAAGAAAUGUUACAAUGAAGAAUGUGAUUGGGAGGUUAUAUACAUAACCUAACGUGUAUGUUUAUGCGUGUAUGUGGCUGAGUGCAUGCGCGUGUGUGUGCAUUUUAGUUUGUGUUCUUCAAAAUCCUCAGACUUUUUUUUUUUUUUUUUUUUUAAAUUGUGUCAUUGCAAGAUUUCUACCACCAAGAUUAAAAAGCUGAUUCACCAGUCCCAUAAACAUCAUAUCUGAGUAAUGUACAGGAGAUCUUUUGCAAAUCUUGCUCCCUUUUAUUGGAGGCUUUAGAUACUCUCUGGAGCUGUAGUAGAGAUCAAGUUCUCACAAGACUUCUUUUAUAACUGUGCUUACGGUACUACAUCCCGCUUUUUCUGUCAGGUGUUAUCAUAAUGACAGAAACAGGUGGGGGAAGAAGGAAGUCCUAUUUUAGGGGUACUAUUCACCCUUAAUCCUGCAAACAAAAACAAAAUGAAAACAAUCAUGCCCUCUCCUCUGGCGUCAGAUGAAAUGAGACAAGGCUCACUGCUUUUCCUUGUCCAUUUUAGCCCCUGGUUGGGAUGCAUUUAGCCCGGGCCAGUCUUAACUUGAUGAUUCAGAGCAUUGAAAUAUUUAUUAUGACUGUGAGAUUCCCUUGAAUGUACUGCACUUAAAUUACUGCGAUGUUUUAUUGCCUUGUGGGAUUCAAGUGAAAGAGAAAAAUUGGAUCAGUGCAGCAGUCCUCUGGUCUUAAAUUAGCAUUUCUUUUGUCAGUCAAAUUUCAAUGGUAAAUUGAAUUUAUUAACUGGAGAGAGAACCGGAGCUUUGUUGUGGGGAAAUACUGGCAUCAGUCUAGAUUUAUGAAGUGCAAUUAUUAUGACUGUAUUAACAUUUUUUCUCUGAGCUUACACCAAAAAAUGUAAACUACAGUUGUCAAUACAUUCCCAAUGUACCACAUCCCUAAUCCCUAUCCUUUUUUGUUUUGAGGUGUAAAAUAAAUUUCUUUAAGAAUAUA